AUGGUUACUUGCAAGGAAUUCAAGAAAUUCAAACGCUAUGGUAGAAAUUCAGUAUUCUAUAAUCAAUAUGCAGAUCUUGGGAGAAUACCUAAGCACCGUGAUCCUACCGUCAUCACUAUUCUUCUUCAAGGGGAUGUUCAUGGUCUUCAAGCCUUCAAGGAUAGCGAAUGGAUUGGAGUUGAACUUCUUCCUCAUGCAUUUGUGGUUAACAUAGGCUAUGUGUUGCAGAUAGUCAGCAAUGACAAACUUAAAGGCGCUGAUCAUCGAGUAGUGGCAAAUUCAAGUCAUGCUAGGACAACUAUCUCUGUCUUUAUGUAUCCAUCAAGUGAAACUCUUAUAGAACCUUCAAAAUCUCUGCUUAAUGCUUCUAAUCCCCCGAUCUACAGAGCCCUCAAAUUUAAAGACUUCCAAAAUGAAUUUUUAUCCAAAGCUGCUGAUGCUGAAGCUCUCCACCAGUUUAAAAGCUCUACAACUGAUUAA
Molecule: messenger RNA, 480 nt
Organism: Pistacia vera
Lineage: Eukaryota; Viridiplantae; Streptophyta; Magnoliopsida; Sapindales; Anacardiaceae
Product: protein DMR6-LIKE OXYGENASE 1-like
Exons: 3
Coding region: 1-480 (159 amino acids)
Source: RefSeq, a predicted model, not a curated record